CCAAAUGGAUGGGCGGCGGGAGUCGGAAACUGAGACACUGUGAACUUCGUGUGAUUUAAAAACGUUUCCCAAUAUUUAAAAAUUGUGCGGUGUGAUCCAAGCUAUAUGGAAGCCAAACUGAACCAGUUCCAUAUGCUCAUCAUGCCUCCUUGAAUAUAGUGAGAAGAAACUUUUUAUAUAUUCUUUGAACAUGUUCUAAAACACAGAUGUGUGAAAACCUUGCCCUAAAGACAAAGGAGAGCACCUACUGUUAAAAGCUUGGAGGUUAAACAGCAACAACAUAAUCUCUGAGGUCUGACCUUUAAUGUUCUGGAUUAUUUCUUUGUUUCCUUGAGAAAAAAGCUUAAUCACCUUGAGCAGGAUCUUCUCUACCAUUGACCACUGAGCAGCUCAGGACUGUGUGUGUGUGUGUGUGUGUGUGUGUGUGUGUGAGUGUGUGUGUGUGGCUCUGUGAGGACAUGUGUGUUGCCCAGUCAUUUGGAGCAUGAAGAACAGAGAGAGUUUGCAGAUUAAAGGAAGCUCAGGGGAUUAAGGUCAUUUCCUGUGUUUAAGCUGUAAAUUAGCCCGUUGGUACCACAGGGGAAAACAUACUAAGUGCUAUAGUCCUGCUGAACAUAAGUUCCAGAACCAUCUCCUCACUGAGCUUCAGAAGCAAGAUGCCCCUUGAUGGUCAAUAUCACAAAGACCCUGAAAUGCCUUUUUCUAUUACAUCAGAGUUCAUGCUGUUGAUACUUACCCAUUACUAUCAGUCUAUCCAAUAGUGUUGAUGGUAUCGUGCAACAACAUGGUGCAAGAAUGAAAAGUUGCAUCUGAGCCAAGCAUAAAGUUCAAGCUUGUUAGCAGAAAAAUAAUCGUACUCAAAGUUGAAAUUCUCAGGUUGUGAUGAUUUUGUGUCCUGCUGCAGGACCAGAGACCUUGCAGAAGUAGAGGUAACACUUUGAAUCAGGUGUAUUGCAGUUGGGAAACAUUUAAAGCCGGUACCUCGCUGGUCUGCAGCUGAUGAUGACAAAGAGCAAACUGUAUUUUUGAGCAAGUUUCCACAAUUCUUCAAAACAUUUAGUGGAUGGAUUUCAAUUUCCUAAUGUGCCGGAAUUUUAAAGAGCAAUUCACCCACCUACAGACUCUUACUCCAUCCACUUAUGCUGACUGAAAAAUGCACUGAUAGGAGGUGUUGCCUUGCAGAUAGAGAGCAGAGCUGCGGCAACCCCCAGCACACUUCCUAGUCUGGAAGUAUUCUCUCCACCUCUUUGACCAGAGGAAAAGGAGGACAGGGGAAGGUUCUUCGGAGGAGGCGAAUCGUUUCAUACCGGCUAGUCCGAGACUGAGCCAGCUGGAGCUGUGGUCGAGACUUAGCUACCCCUGUACCCCACAGCAGAAAUAUAAAUUAUACUGGCUACGCCACUCUGUAGUGUUUCAGUCAAUAGCGAUGGCUGAUUCUAAUUUAAACGUAGAGCAGACUUUAACCUGAAGAGGCCGCUACACUAUCGGUUUUGGGAGGAAUAUUAAAAUUUUCAAUAAGAGGCAAUCAAAUGCCAAAAUGAUGACUAGACAUGUCAACAGCUCUUAUUAGACACUCUUUAAAAGUAAAGCAAAGAGCUCCAUCGGCACAGCAUACACUCGAAACGAGGCUACAAAAUCGUGGACUGAUGGUGACCUGGCCUUGUUGCUGCUGGACCUGUAAUAAUAAUAGUUUUGUCCAGCGGUGUGGAUCCUUUUACUUUGUGAUUGUUUACAACAGUUGUAACUUUAAGUUCUACUUUCUGUUGGAAAAGCGGGUAAAAUUUAUUUAUUUGGGAAUAAAACGUGGAAAAAAAAAUGUGCAAAACUGUUUUUUACGAUUGCAUCAUGUGCGCUCAAUGAAUCGAGCAUAUGUACAAGUUGUUGCACAAAGAAAAAUCAAACCAUCUUAGGUGUGUUCUUGCUGUGUCUUUCUAAAUCCAUGCUUUCGUUCUUUUUAAACACAGAAACAGUUUUGUUUACCUGUUUUGUAGCUACAGUUUCGCCGACGGCUGCCGGCUUCUUCAGGCUGACGCUGAUGGUGGCGCGUCACUUCCUUCUCCGUUUAGUACAAUAAAAAAGUCAGCCGUAACAGAUCAUUGCUUAAGAGAAAACCAUGUAAUGGACUGGGACAACACACGGAUCAUAACCACCGAACAACAAAAAUACAAAAGAUGGAUCAAGGAAGCAAUCGAGAUAAGGAGACGUGGAUGUGGGACCAUGAACAGGGACGACGGAGUUUACACGCUGGACCACGCAUAAGACAGCAUCGUCAGAGAGGGGAGAGCGGGCAGUAGAGGGCGACAACGUCCUCUGCUGCCCGCAGAUAAACGGAUAACGAGAUAUUUUUUAUUUUACCCUGAGACUUCUCAGCCCGUUGGUACCACAGGGGAAAACAUACUAAGUGCUAUAGUCCUGCUGAACAUAAGUUCCAGAACCAUCUCCUCACUGAGCUUCAGAUGCAAGAUGCCCCUUGAUGGUCAAUAUCUUAUGACUUUUGACCUCAACUUUCGUUCUCUACCAUUGUGUUGUGAAUACAUUCUUCCCUUUUCUUCUCAUUACCAUAAUGCCUUCUGUCUUCUAGAGAUUUUGUUAAUUAGUGACAUCUUUCCCAUGCACACAAGCAAACUGCAGACUCUGGUGUAUUUUAGCAAGAGUGGCAGCAUUGUCUGGGGUAGGUUUAGAGAACAGACGUAUUAUUUAGAUUGUGAGGACACAUGAGAGUUACCAAGUCUAUGUAAAUGUGUGUGUGUUACAUUCACCACUGUUAGCCGAAAUCUGAACAGUGAGGCCUGUUUUUCAGUAAAGAGAGAGCAUCGUUUUGUGUUUCAGAGACUAUCGCCACCACUCUGUAAUGUCCACCAACAUUAAGAAUAUUGUCAGGGAAUAACAGCAACAUUAUUGGCCAAUAUUGCUGCGAGAAGUGGCAACAAAUUCAAUUAAUUUCUAAUUCAAUUCAAAAAUACUUUAUUAAUCCCAGAGGGAAAUUAGACUGAGAGAAAUAAAAACAUAUCUUUGAACAUUUUGGGUAGGGGUCAUCUGCUAAAAAAUAAUUUUUGAAAGUAAUGUUGCAGAAUUUGUUGUUUUGUUUCCUUCUUCCGGCUCUUGGAGGGUGCAGACGCUUUUUUCCCUCCUCUCCUCCAUAUCUUAUCCUCAAGGCCUUUGUCUGUCUCUGUGUGCUGGGUGCACGGCUGCUUCUGCAUUUUUCUGGAAACUGGAAACUGAAAUACAUUUAAAUGGAUCUCGUCAGUUGGUCCCUCAACGCGAUUGAUAAAAAUUUUUCAGCGAUGAGAACCGGAGAAGGGGCUCCCAGAUGUCCUGCCGGGACAGACCCAGUUGGACACAUCAUGGACUCCUGGAAACAGUGGAACUUGAUUUGUUUAUCUCAGCUGUCUGUGGAGAACUCUGAAGACAUGUGGAUAUUCGUGGUGUUGGUGUCAGGUUUCCUGCUCAUUGGCCUUGGAGGCUACCUGGCUUACCAGAAAAUUAACGAGCUGUUGAGGAAUAUUGGCCUGAUCCCGGAGCUCAGAGAUGGUUUGCACCGCGCUGUGAAUUCACAGACUCGAAUAAUUGUCGAGAUGAAUCGUAAGCUUGGGACUUUGGCGGAGAUUCAUUCUUUGGCACAAAAGAUGGACGCCAUCAAGGAGAGAGUGGACAAAUCAGCACGGAUUGGGAUAGAUUAACUUCCAUUACUAUUGGGAUUCGGAGAGGUGAGGACCAAAAACAAACUGUAAGACAGAGAGGAAAUUAUCCCUGUCUGGCCCCAAAACAAUUUCUAAUUGGAAUCUGGCGUCCUUGAGCCAGCAAGGCUCCAAUGAAAACUCCCCCCAUAGAAGGUUUUUGGCAUGUGCGUUCGCUAUGGCAACUCAACUCUGUCUCCUUUCCCAGCCUGGACGGGACAGCGAGAAGGCUGCCGAAGCGUCCAGGGUCACUGCAACCCUCCAACCCUCAACUCUACCCCCCAUCCACACUGAGGUGACAUGCGCUGCUUCAUCGUGGCUGCAGGAACUCAAGUAGGGAUGGUCCCAACCCACCACCCCUCCUAGUGGACACUUGUGUUGUCUGAAGUCUGUUGCAUAUCUCUGUCUGAGGUGUUUUUUUGCAGAGCAAAGCUGCCCUCCUGUUGGAGGGUAACUCUGAAGUGCCUUUUUUCCCUCCACCUGAACCAAUCCUCAUGUAAACCCCUCUGAUCUCUAUUAAGGUAGCGCGACUCAGGGUCGAGAAUGACCACAGUCACCAAUUCUUGUAAGGUGUCUUGCGCAUGUAUGUCUGAUCUCUGAUUUGUGUGUACUGAAACUCUAAUUUCCCUCUGCGAUUAAUAAAGUAGUGUGAAGCGGCUGGGAUGAGGAUCAGCACCUCCAAAUCUGAGACCAUGGUUCUCGACCGGAAAAGGGUGGCUUGCCACCUCCGGGUCGGGGGAGAGGUCCUACCUCAAGUGGAGGAGUUUAAGUAUCUCGGGGUCUUGUUCACGAGUGAGGGUAGGAGGGAUCGGGAGAUCGACAGGCGGAUUGGUUCGGCGUCUGCAGUGAUGCGGACGCUGAGCCGAUCUGUCGUGGUGAAGAGGGAGCUGAGCCAGAAAGCCAGGCUCUCGAUUUACCGGUCGAUCUACGUCCCAAUCCUCACCUAUGGUCAUGAGCUUUGGGUAAUGACCGAAAGAACGAGAUCGCGGAUACAAGCGGCCGAAAUGAGUUUCCUCCGUAGGGUGGCCGGGCUCAGCCUUAGAGAUAGGGUGAGGAGCUCGGACAUUCGGGAGGGACUCGGAGUAGAACCGCUGCUCCUCCGGAUUGAAAGGAGCCAGUUGAGGUGGUUUGGGCAUCUGGUCAGGAGGCCUCCUGGACGCCUCCCCGGGGAGGUGUUUCGGGCAUGUCCUGCCGGCAGAAGGCCCCCGGGUCGACCCAGGACACGUUGGAGAGGUUACAUCUCCAAUCUGGUCCGGGAACGCCUUGGGGUCCUGCCGGAGGAGCUGGUGGACAAGGCCGGGGAGAGGACGGCCUGGAGCUCCCUAAUUGGGAUGCUGCCCCCGCGACCCGGACCCGGAUAAGCGGAGGAAGAUGAUGACGAAGACGAAGAUUAAUAAAGUAUCUUCGAUUUGAUUGAUUGAUUGAUUCAGUAUUUGAUGUUUGUUAUUUUAACAAUUAAAACAAUCCAUCCCUUUUCUGAAUUGUUUCAUCCUUCCCCGGGUUGCAGGGAGCUGGUGUCUCCAGCGAACAUUAGUUGAGAGGCUGCAUGGGGACACCCUAGGCAUGUCUUUAAGGGGCAAUUUAGAAUCUGUAGUCAGUCUAACAUGCAUGUUUCUGCUUGUAGCAGGAGCAUGCAUGCAUGGGCAUAACGUGUGACCAAGCAUCAAUAAAUGACGAUUCGGGAUGCCCCAACGCGUCAGGAGACGACGAUCAGGGACACACUGAUGACGCACCGUCCCAGAGCGUCGGUAUCCGACGCCGGUGGUGAGACGGACUUUAGAACGACUUGUGAACCACUUAACCUUCCCCUCACCCCAAUCCUAACCUUAAGGUGUCACGGCCUGCCUCCAUCUGCUGUGAGUUUUUGGUCAGCGCUGUGUUUACAGGUGGGCGUGGCACUCAUCACAGCUGCAUGGAGUUCCACUAAUCGGAGCCACAAGGAUUUAAGGAGCGAUGUGACUCAACUCCAGCGCCGGUCGAUACUCUCAUAUGGGUAGCUUCUAGCCUCGUAAACUGCCCUGGUCCUGCGUUCUGAGCUAAUGAGUUUGUUUGUCCUGUUCCAGUUUCCUGUUCUGAACCACCUACCUGGUCUGGAGUUGUUUCUCGUCUCACCGCUCAAGGAUCCUCAGGUCUUCGAUCUCCUCGACCGCCUGCCUGUCCACGCUCAGCACCAUCCUCACCACUCCAGCCUCUCCCAGUCCGCCUCCGCACAACUUCUGGUCUCUGACCAUUCCGGUCCCGUCCCGUUCCUGUGUUUCAGACGCAGCGCCUUUAGUUCUAGUUUUGUUCCCUUAUUUCUGUUUUAAGAAAUAAAACACUUGUAUUUUUCUUACCCUGUCGUGAUUCUUCAUGUCCUGGGUGAAAGCUCUUACCCACAGCAUGACAUAAGGUCACAGUUACUGACCUUAAGGUUAGGAUUGGGGUGAGGGGAAGGUUAAAUAGUCGAAUAAUGUCCGUGUGACCGCGGGCGUCAAACACUGACGCCAGCGGAGCCACGUGUCCCUGCGUGUCCCUAAUCGUCAUCUCCUGACAUGCUGGGGCAUCCCGAAUCAUCAUAUA
This is a messenger RNA of Nothobranchius furzeri (turquoise killifish), 6236 nucleotides long. The record is from RefSeq and is a predicted model, not a curated record. NCBI's taxonomy places the organism in Eukaryota, Metazoa, Chordata, Actinopteri, Cyprinodontiformes, Nothobranchiidae.